Molecule: messenger RNA, 1287 nt
Organism: Penicillium waksmanii
Lineage: Eukaryota; Fungi; Ascomycota; Eurotiomycetes; Eurotiales; Aspergillaceae
Product: glycoside hydrolase family 71 protein
Exons: 2
Coding region: 1-1287 (428 amino acids)
Biological process (GO): mating projection tip cell wall disassembly
Molecular function (GO): glucan endo-1,3-alpha-glucosidase activity
Source: RefSeq, a predicted model, not a curated record
AUGGCCUACGGCGUCGAGUCCAACGAAAGAUCCGUAACGAAUGCCUUCGAGGCAGCAGAAAGUCUAGACUUCCACCUCUUCUUCUCAUUCGAUUACGCCGGUAAUGGAUCCUGGCCCCAGGCCCAAGUAACCGGCCUCCUACAAAAUUUCUCUUCCAGCAGGGCAUACUACCAUUACAAAGACCAGCCCUUAACGUCGACCUUUGAAGGCUCCGAGAACGCGAAGGACUGGAUCGAAAUCAAAAACCAAACGCACUGCUUCUUCGCCCCGGACUGGUCGUCUGUCGGGGCGAAGGCGGCCCUGGAACUCGAGGACGGUGUUGCGGAUGGAUUAUUUUCGUGGGAGGCUUGGCCGUCAGAUGGCCGGAUGGAUACUUUCGGCGAUGCAUCUUAUCUGCAUCAUUUGAAAGAGGCCAAAAAGCCCUAUAUGAUGCCCGUCUCGCCAUGGUUUUAUACGAACAUGCCUCACUAUGAUAAGAACUGGGCGUUCCAUGGAGACGAUCUGUGGUAUGAUCGCUGGAUAGAAGUUACUUACCUCGAGCCGGAAUGGGUGGAGAUUAUUUCGUGGAAUGAUUAUGGAGAGUCGCAUUAUAUCGGCCCGCUCAAUGAAAAGGGAUAUGGGGUGUUCACUGCUGGCAAGGCACCGUAUAAUUACGCGCGCAAUAUGCCACAUGAUGGGUGGAGACUGCAUCUUCCAUUCGUGAUUGACCUGUACAAAAAUGGGACGGCAUCGAUCACAGAGGAGAGUCUGGUCGUGUGGUAUCGUGUUCAACCUAGAGAUGCUUGCUCGGGAGGCAACACAACAGGCUCUGUGAUCAAAGAGCGAGCAAACGAAAACGAAGAACAAGAAGCAGAUACCGAUAUCUACCUGGAAGACAAGAUAUUUUUCUCGGCCUUACUUGCUUCCAACGCUUCGAUCAAAGUGACCAUAGACAAUUUCGAAAAGAACGCGCACUGGGAAGACGAACCCGAUGACGGGGUAGGCAUCUACCAUGGAAGUUUCGCCUACGAUCCCAAACAUCUCGGAGAACCCACCAUCACCGUCUCGCGCGAUAAGAAAGAAGUAGUGCGCGUGAAAGGGCGAGCCCUGACUACAAGCUGUCCCAGCGGGUUCGCCAAUUACAAUGCGUGGGUUGGAAGCGAAACUUCGAGGAAGACAAUACCCGCCGUGUCACCAGAGCUCCCUCUCUCCAAGCAAGUCUGCAUCGAGGGGGUUGUGCUCUUUCAGUUGCUACCAUGGGUUCUGCCCUGGGAAACUCUGCAAUUCUACGGAGACAGCACAUACUAA